AUGCGGUUAUUACUCCUGCUCAUCAUUUCGAUCUCGUUUUCCCCUUCUCAUCAAACUCGUGCAAAUGUCAAUUUUCCGGAUUUACUUGUUACCAAUCAAUAUUUACUAGUUCGCCAAUUCGGAUGUCUCAUUCAUUUUGAGAGUGGAAUUGACACUGGAAUGUGCCCAAGAAGCUCAAAACUGCAAUUAAGUCGACAAGAUGUUUGUGUUAGAGAUAACACAAAUCUUCAUCUCAUUCGUGAUCCAGAAGGCAAACAUGCUCCAAAACUGGGAUGGAUUCGAUACUCGAACUUACAAGUUCAAAUAAAUAUUUUGGAUAUCAAUCGAGAUGCGAUUUUCAAUGGCGAAGGCGACAAAAAUCAUCCAGAAUACAUUAUAAAACAGGGAGCCGAUAAAACACAUUCUAAGAUUAUCGCAGUAAACAAUUGGCAAAAUGCGUAUCAAGAACAUGGUUCAGAUAUGGUAAGUGUUUUCUUUAAAAUCUUCAAAAAAAAAGAACUGUUGCAGAAAAACGUCUAUUCUCUCUAUGACCCAACAACUCGAUCAUUCUACAUUAUUGAUAACAGAUUCUCCGAAACAAAAUUAGAUAUUUUAUAUAUCCACAAUAUUUUCAACAAUAAAACAAGUGUUUCAUCAAUUGGCAAAUUUCUUCAAAAUUCAAGAUCCUCUCCAAUUCACGUAAACAACAAACAACGAUUUGGUUGGACACAAGAUCCAUAUAAACAAACUGUUUAUUAUAAAGAAUUGAAUGGUGGAACCACAGUUUACGAAUUCCCAAUCUCCAAACUUUACGAAGUUUUAUUUGAUGGAAUUUCUGGAAAAGCGAUUCGUACUAGUUAUCAGAAUUCGGAAAAUUAUAUGGUUUCAGGUGGAUUGUUGACUGAUCGAACAUUUUCGGAAAAUCAGGGAACAAGAACAGUUACCACCAGUUUCAGGUUUGUUUUCGAAAAUCUGAGAAACCUUGUAUUAAAAAUUGUAAAUAAAAAUUGCAGACCAGAAAACACGACUUUGCUAAACCUUGGAAUUCAAUGCCAUUAUGAUGAAUUGGUCAAGGAACAUGUUCAUCCACUUCACAGUGCAAUGAUUGUUAUUCGGUAACUUUUUUUGCAAUAAUUUUACUAUGGGAUAGGUUUUUCAGCAAAGAUUUUUCUGAAAAAAGUUUUAGUUCGAAAGCUUAAUUCGGGAAGGGAGAAUUCCAGAAAAAAAAAACAAAAGUAGAAGAACACUCCAAAAAUCCAAAUUUUCAGCGAUGAUGAUUAUUGUUUGAUUCGAUACGGCGAAAAAGGCUUGAAAGCAUGUCAAAAUGAAAGAGAAGAUUGGUUUGCUGUAAAAGGACUUGUCAUUGAACACGAAGAUCCAAUCAAAUGGCUUAUUGUCACAAUUAUCAUUCUAGUUAUGGUAAGUUCCUUCUAAUAAAAAAAACAUACUAAUUCAAAAUUUUCCAGCUCCUUGUCCUUCUUUUGGUAUAUGUUUAUUGGUUGCGUUCGACUUUUGUUUUUGAUACUGAAAACAGUAGACAUGAUGUAAGUGUUCUAAAAAAAUAUACUUAGAAGGAAAGUCUUUUGAUGUUCCCCCCUGAAAUAAAAUGAGACUAGGUGGAAUCAACUACAUAUUGAUAGGUAAGAAAAAGCCCAACGGGAUUAAGGAAAUAAAAAUCUAUUUCAGGAGUUACGGUAACUCCUCAAAUUUUGAGAUAAAAAGCCUAUGAUUUCAAAAAAUCGUAGUUUGGCUCAAAGUUAACGAAAAUGAUCGGUCAAAAAUGCAUUUUGAUGCUAAAGUGCUCAAUUUUUUAGCUAAAUGGCGCUCGUAAUCUCAAAAAAUUUUUCAAAAUGAAAAUUUUUCAAAAAAUGACCCCUUUCUCAAAAUGUUGAAAUUUCACCUCUAAAACGCUACGAGGGAAGAACGACGUCCGACGCACCGUGUUCUACGUCAAAAAUUACGUAUAUUGACAUAUUUAAAUAUAAUACCUACCGACCUUUUAACCUGGGAAAAAAAUGAUUUCAAAAUUUUUCACACAAAAAAUCAUGUUUUCUCAGAAUAAAAUCAUUUUUUUGAAACAGUAAUCAUUAUUUCUUUGUUAUUUUUUUCUCAAAACAUAUUUUCUGAUUGUUUUUCACCUUUUUGUAUGAUUUCUGAAAAAUUAAAAAAUUUCAGUUUUCAUAUCAUCGAUUUUGGAACCACUUCGAAAAUUAAAAAUCAAUUAUAGCUCGAUGAUAGAAGUUAAGGACUUUUUGGAAGUUCUAACGCAUUACAUCAUUUUUUGCAACUGGGAAAAACACUUUUAAUAAUGUAUCUGUCAACGGACAAUUUUAGAGACCUUCGAAAAAAUUAUCGAUAAAAGUUGUUUCAUUAAAUAAUUCUUGCCAUUUUUUCUCAAGACGAUUAUUUUCAUCUGGGAAUUGGAAGUUCAGAUGUAUAAUUGGAAGUGUUUUUCCCAGUUGCAAAAAAUGAUGUAAUGCGUUAGAACUUCCAAAAAAGUCCUUAACUUCUAUCAUCGAGCUAUAAUUGAUUUUUAAUUUUCGAAGUGGUUCCAAAAUCGAUGAUAUGAAAACUGAAAUUUUUUAAUUUUUCAGAAACCAUACAAAAAGGUGAAAAACAAUCAGAAAAUAUGUUUUGAGAAAAAAUAACAAAGAAAUAAUGAUUACUGUUUCAAAAAAAUGAUUUUAUUCUGAGAAAACAUAAUUUUUUGUGUGAAAAAUUUUGAAGUCAUUUUUUUCCCAGGUUAAAAGGUCGGUAGGUAUUAUAUUUAAAUAUGUCAAUAUACGUAAUUUUUGACGUAGAACACGGUGCGUCGGACGUCGUUCUUCCCUCGUAGCGUUUUAGAGGUGAAAUUUCAACAUUUUGAGAAAGGGGUCAUUUUUUGAAAAAUUUUCAUUUUGAAAAAUUUUUUGAGAUUUCGAGCGCCAUUUAGCUAAAAAAUUGAGCACUUUAGCAUCAAAAUGCAUUUUUGACCGAUCAUUUUCGUUAACUUUGAGCCAAACUACGAUUUUUUGAAAUCAUAGGCUUUUUUAUCUCAAAAUUUGAGGAGUUACCGUAACUCCUGAAAUAGAUUUUUAUUUCCUUAAUCCCGUUGGGCUUUUUCUUACCUAUCAAUAUGUAGUUGAUUCCACCUAGUCUCAUUUUAUUUCAGGGGGGAACAUCAAAAGACUUUCCUUCUUAAAAAAAAAGAUUUUCGCUAUUUACAAUUUUAAAGUUCUUUGAAAUGGUAACAGCUGUUCGACGAAAAAAAUGCAUCAAAAAUCUCUAUUUUUCCAGUAUGAAACCAACGAAGCCUCCUUAUUUGUCGCCAAACAACGCAGUUUCCCAUCUGUUUAUCCAGACCCAGCUCUUUUAGAUGUUUCAGUUGAUAAAUGGAACUGA
This is a messenger RNA of Caenorhabditis angaria, 3360 nucleotides long. The record is from the annotation of a GenBank genome assembly. Lineage: Eukaryota; Metazoa; Nematoda; Chromadorea; Rhabditida; Rhabditidae.